UCCCCUUCUCCCUCACCUUUUCCACCGUCCCUUUUCCCUCCCAUUCUUCCUCUUUUUUUUUUUUUUUUUUUAUCUCUCUCUCUACUUACUACUCCCCCCGCUUCAGGUCACCGGCAAUCUUUUUCCGGCAAUGUCGGACCACACUGUAUUCGCUCCUCUUUUACCUUCCGACCACCUCCCGCACUCAUCUGAAGGAGACGAUCAAGAACACGCGCCUGAGCCGCACGUGAUUCUCACCGUCGAAGACGAUGGGGUGCAUCAAUUAUCAAACGGCGAUCAUCUGGGUACCCAUAUUUCGGAGGUAGAUGAUAACCCAUAUGCGUUUCUUGGAGCGAAUAGGUUCGACAUGCUCGGAUCCACCACAGUUGACCCGUUUAGGAACAACACACCUAGAGUUGAAGGGGUCUAUGAAUGGUUAAAGAUUGUCGUGUGUUUGCCGAUUACCUUGGUGAGGUUGGUGCUUUUUGGGUUGUCUUUGAUGGUUGGUUAUGUGGCUACCCGGAUUGCUUUGCUAGGAUGGAAAGAUAGAAGCAAUCCUAUGCCCAAAUGGAGGUCUAGAUUGAUGUGUGUUACCCGGUUGAGCGCGCGAACUAUCCUCUUCUCUUUCGGGUACCAAUGGAUAAGGCGAAAAGGAAAACCCGCACCAAGGGAGAUAGCUCCCGUUGUUGUAUCUAAUCAUGUAUCGUACAUAGACCCUAUCUUCUUUUUCUAUGAAUUAUUUCCUACAAUUGUUGCCUCUGAGUCCCAUGAUUCCAUGCCUUUCGUCGGAACCAUUAUCAGAGCUAUGCAGGUGAUAUAUGUUAAUAGAUUCUCUCCCACUUCAAGGAAGCACGCUAUAAAUGAAAUAAAGAGAAAGGCUUCUUGCGAUCAAUUUCCCCGAGUGCUUUUAUUUCCUGAAGGGACUACAACCAAUGGAAGAUCUAUUAUUUCCUUUCAACUUGGUGCAUUUAUCCCAGGAUAUCCUAUCCAGCCUGUUAUUGUGCGGUAUCCCCACGUACAUUUUGAUCAAUCAUGGGGGAAUGUUUCCCUAGCAAUGCUGAUGUUUAGAAUGUUCACACAGUUCCACAAUUUCAUGGAGGUUGAGUACCUUCCUGUUAUUACACCUCAUGAAAAUCGGAAAGAAAGUGCUGUACGUCUCGCUCAAAGGACUGGACAUGCUGUUGCAAGUGCCCUUAAUGUGGUACAAACAUCUCAUUCUUAUGGUGAUGUACUGCUUCUUUCUAAAGCAUUGGAGGCCAAUCAGGAAAAUCCCUCGCUCUAUUUGGUUGAGAUGGCACGGGUUGAAGCGGAAUUUCAUUUGAGCUCUUUGGAGGCUGUAGAUUUUCUGGAUGUUUUCCUUUCAAUGAGCCCAGACUCCAGGGGACAGGUCGAGAUUCAUCACUUCCUCAAGGUCUUAAGACUGAAACCCUGUACUCUUUCUGAAAAGAUAUUCGACUUCAUUGACAUGCAGAAAAGUGGUAAAAUAACAUUCAAGCAGUUUUUGGUUGGGUCAGCCCAUAUCUUGAAGCAGCCGUUAUUUCAUCACGCCUGUGAAUCAGCCUUUACUGCAUGUGAUGGUGAUGGGAAGAACUACAUUCUGGAGCAAGAGUUUGGGGAUUCUCUUAUGAUAUCGAUUCCUGGCUUGAGUAACAAUGAGUUCCAUGGACUCUUCACCUUAUUUGAUGGAGAUGGCGAUGGGAAGAUCAGCAAGGACGAUUUCAUCGGCUGUUUAAGAAGAUAUCCAUUGUUGAUAGCCCUUUUCUCACCAUGUGUAUUGCAACAAAUUUGUCCAUAGCUGGUCACUUGUAUGGAGAAGUGAACUAGAUUGAUGGGCAUAGGCACCGUCAAUUGUUGGUUUAGGCCUUCUACCACACAGAUAUAUGUAAGAAAUUUUGUUUAUUACAUAGUGUGUUUUAUCCUUGCAAAUAUGACUUGGGUGUUAUUAAAGUCCCAUUUGAAUAGUAAAGUUAUUUGGCCAAUAGAUACUAUUUUUAUUAAAU
Molecule: messenger RNA, 1979 nt
Organism: Solanum dulcamara
Lineage: Eukaryota; Viridiplantae; Streptophyta; Magnoliopsida; Solanales; Solanaceae
Product: lysophospholipid acyltransferase LPEAT2
Exons: 14
Coding region: 131-1774 (547 amino acids)
Biological process (GO): phospholipid metabolic process
Molecular function (GO): calcium ion binding; lysophosphatidylethanolamine acyltransferase activity
Source: RefSeq, a predicted model, not a curated record